Messenger RNA from Sciurus carolinensis (gray squirrel), 3668 nucleotides. RefSeq names its product WASH complex subunit 3 (gene Washc3). The coding region runs from base 88 to 663 and encodes 191 amino acids. Gene Ontology annotation, biological process: actin filament polymerization; exocytosis. NCBI's taxonomy places the organism in Eukaryota, Metazoa, Chordata, Mammalia, Rodentia, Sciuridae. The transcript has 7 exons. The record is from RefSeq and is a predicted model, not a curated record. Gene Ontology annotation, cellular component: WASH complex.
GAGGCUCGGGGCGCAGUUACCGGGUUGGGCGGGGGACAUCGGGGAGGGGUUUGUGGGUGAGGUCUGGGUGCCCCUCCCGCUGCGGAGAUGGAUGAAGACGGGCUUCCACUCAUGGGGUCAGGCAUAGACCUGACCAAGGUGCCAGCUAUUCAACAGAAAAGAACGGUGGCAUUUCUAAAUCAGUUUGUGGUGCACACUGUACAGUUCCUCAACCGUUUUUCUACAGUUUGUGAGGAGAAACUGGCAGACCUUUCUCUUCGGAUCCAACAAAUUGAAACAACUCUCAACAUUUUAGAUGCAAAGUUGUCAUCUAUCCCGGGCCUAGAUGAUGUCUCAUUUGAAGUAUCUCCUUUAAGUGUCACAAAUGGAUCACAUUCUGAAACUACUUCAGAGAUGUCACAGCAGAACAGUACACAAGACUCUGGACCACAGGAAAGUGAAGUAUCAUCAGAAAAUAUCUUAACUGUAGCCAAGGAUCCAAGAUAUGCCAGAUAUCUCAAAAUGGUUCAAGUGGGUGUUCCAGUGAUGGCCAUAAGAAACAAAAUGAUAUCAGAAGGACUAGAUCCAGAUCUUCUUGAAAGGCCAGAUGCUCCAGUGCCUGAUGGUGAAAGUGAAAAGACUGUAGAAGAAAGUUCAGAUAGUGAAUCUUCUUUCAGUGACUGAACUGUAUUUUGAUAAGAAUUACAUAUACAUGUGUAAGGGUACGUGUACAUUCUAUGAGUUUGACUCUUUGUCAUAGAAUCCAUCAAAUAGCCACCAAGCUUCCUCAUUAAAAAAAAUAAUAAAACAUUUAUAACCUGCCAGGAUGUCUUGUUACCAAAAUAAGUAUUCUGAAAUCAAAAAUAGAAUAACCUAAAUUGCAACUAGUGUUAUAAAUAUGAAGAUGAACUUUUCCAUGAAUUCAACGAGCAUUAUAAAAUGAAGGUAAUUGAGUUUAGUGACAAAAAAUAGACUCAUUGAAAAAAAUAAGUGAAUUUGACAAGAAUGGUGAAUAUUUUAGCAUGGAAAGUUAUAUACAUUUUUAUCCUAAAAAUUGUUAAAGAAAUUUCAGACAAAAUAAUACUGGAAUGAAAUUUGUGGCAACUUGAAACUUAUAUAGCAUAUCUAUUAUGGAUAUGGAACUUGAUAGUAUUUUUUAGUAUGCACAUUACCCCUUGGCCAAUUGUUCAUAUGAUUAUCAAAGUGAGAGAUUUUUAUUAUAUUUAUUUUCAAAUAGAAAUAUUGAAGAUAGUUAUAAUGUGGUUCAGAGUGAGCAAGCAUCAUUGUCAUCAGCUUCUUUAUUGCCUAAACAAGAAAACUUAAUUUGCACAAAGUUAAAAUGUUCUCACCUCACCUUGCAAAAAAUUCUUCAUAAACAAAUAUUUAUACAGUCUAGGAGACUCCCAAAAUACUAGGUGAAGAGACAUAAAUGUGUUUGAUUAAUGUUUCUCAUCUUAGUUUAGGUCACCUGAAAGUACAGUCUAAGAAAGGACAUGGGUGUCUGUAGGUCAUUUGUGAGGUGAUCCCAGGAGGCAUAAGUAAGAGAACAUGGAGAAAAAGGUGAAAACCAGUAUGAAAGGUAUAUUAUCAAGGUUGCUAUUUUGGUCUUGAGUGCCUCAAGACUUCCUGAGAAGCUUAAAGAAAGCCUUCUAAUAUUGUUCAUAUAAUAGAACUGCAAACAUUUAGUUAGCAGUUUUCAUUCCCCACAAUAGUUGAGAAUUGCUGCCAGGGGCAUUAACUACCCCUGCACUUCUGGACUGUGCUUUUGUUUGGAAAAGCAGUGUCUCUGAAUAUUGAAGCAGGACUUGGAACAGCAAGCAGACCAAGAUGCUCAUGCUUGCAAUGGAAUUUCACCAACAAAAAGGUCAAAUCUGAGCUCACUUAGAACUAUGCAAAGCAACUAUGACUGAUACUAGAAGAAGAAAAGAGGAUGUAAUAUGGGGCAAAAGAGGUAUUUGUUAUUAUCCACUCUUUGACCAUUCAGAACUGUUUGAGCUCCAUGUUAGGUCUACUCUGUCACCAAGACUUUGAGAUGAUGGCCAGCUGUAGCCCUCUUGAAAGACUACACAGGAAGAUUAGCUACAGUUCCUGUUGCUGUUCAUCAUCUCCUUCCUCUACCACCUAUUUUAGAUUUCUCUUAGUCUGUGCAGAAACUCAGUGGGUGUAAGUUGGUUGCCUGUAUCUUCAUCCAGUAGUGUCUAGGACUUUGGUUACUUUGUCCUUUCUAGACUACAAUUAUCACAAUUUUCUGUUUGCUGUUGAUACUGCAUUGCGUGAAUUGGUACAAUGCAUACUCCACAUCCUGGAGAGACAGUCCCUCAUCUCUGCAGGUGCCUGCCUAAUCUGAGCCUAUAAUAGGCCAUUUCAUUAUUCUGCUAGAUACAUUUAUUUUUGAUACUGCCAUAUGGCAGGAUAAGUGGAACCAAUAGUUCAUGUACCUAUUAUUGCUCUUCAUUUGCUACAAUUGUCCUGUAUCUGAGGUAGGGUAAUGCAGGAUACCAUGUUGGUAGUAGGCAUUAGGAAUACUGUAGGCUUUCAGAUAGUAAUGUGACUGAGCUACUGGUAGAAAGAAAGGAAAGCCCAAAUAAAGAGUAGGAAUUAAUUACAAUAAGAAAGAAUUGCUUCCUCCUCCAAGGUAGAAGGAAUUUAAUGAAGAUAACCAAAUGGAUAGUUAACCUCUUUAAGGAAUUACACCAAGUCAUUGGUCUUAUCCUGCAUACAUAUUGGGUAUUUAGCAAUGACCGUAACUACAUUAGUCUUAGAGAAAGCCCAAGCUAUUAAACCCAUGUAUAGCCACCAUCUCUGGCACCAUGAUUACUCCAUUUAUAAGCUUGUGUAAGCAUGGAGUGAUUCAGUACAACCUGGUUGAUAUCUACCAGAGAAGUCAUCUUGUCCACCUAAUCUUUGCCUUCUCAUGUGAGUGAUCUCUUUUUGACUAUGGUUCGGAUAUGACUUGAAUGUGUCCCCCAAAGAUUCAUGUGCUGGGAGCUUGGUCCUCAGUGUGGUAAUGUUGAGGUGGCAAAACUUUUAAGAGGCAUGGCCUAUUGGAAGGUAAUUAGGUCAUGGAGAUCUUGCCCUGAGAAGGAAUUAAUGCUGGUCUCAAAGAGAGUUCUUGCAAGAGUCAAUUGUUAUGCACUGUUGGCUCCUUCUGCACAGCUUGUUCUCUACCAUGUGAUGCAGCCUUGGAAGCCCUCACCAGGAAACUGGUGCUGUUCUCUUGACCCUCAAGAACUAUAAGCUGAAUAAAUCUAUUUUCUUUAUAAAGGUAUUUUGCUAAAGCAACACAAAAUGGAAUAAUACAGCAUUCCAUGGUGCCAAGUGCCUUUACAUUUUGUGCACAUUAUUAUAGUUUUGUCCAUAUGCCUCAUCCUCAGAUCUCUCUGACCUUAGCCAUGUGAUUUGCAUUGAACCAAUGGCAUGUUAGCAAGCAUGAUCCAUUGAAAAAUACUUGAUUGAUCUUGCCUUCUUUUGUGCUUCUGUUAUUGAUAUAAGAGCUUAAGACUAUCCCAGUUUUGUGGAGGGACUGAGCUAGUCUGAUGGAGGAUAAGAAACAUGUAGAGCAAAGAUAAAUUGUUCCAUUCACCCAACAGCCAACCCAAAACAUGAGCAAGACCAGCCAAAAUCAGAAAGUUUGCCUAACCAAUUCCCAUUUGACCCUGGAUGUGUGAAUAAUAAAUGCUUAUUGUGGA